Messenger RNA from Cuscuta campestris, 2644 nucleotides. NCBI's taxonomy places the organism in Eukaryota, Viridiplantae, Streptophyta, Magnoliopsida, Solanales, Convolvulaceae. The record is from the annotation of a GenBank genome assembly.
CAAGUGUUAUCCCUUGGGAGAAACGAUAACAGGAGCGUGCGGGUUUUUUGUUAGAAAGUCUAACGGUUCGACAGAUAAUGAGCCAUUGGAGAAACAUCUUUAAAACAUGAUCUGACUCAGGAGUAGCAUACAUGGGAACACGCAGACCACAACCGUGCGAUACUCAAUGGAAGCUUUGUUUGUAAGUUUUUGGAGGCGAAGAUGGAGAAUUUGCAGUACGCGGAGGAGUUAGUCAGAGAGUUUCUUGUAUUCAGAGGGUUUACAAACACUCUGCAGGCAUAUGAGAAAGAGCUAGGCAGCGAUAUUGGGAAAGGGUUCCAAGUUGAUAUGCUAUUAGACUUGAUAUUUUCAGUUUACAUUCCAAAUUUUCAAGCUGAGAACUUGGUGAAUCUGCUCCACUUUUUCAAACAAUGUUUCGGGUCAUACGAGGCUGAACUAAUGUCUACUUUAUCGAAAAUGGAAGUCUCUAUUAUGCGUUAUUAUAUCAUCCAUGCCUUACAAACUGGGAAGAAGGAGAAAGUGAUUGAAUUUUUUGAUAGCCAUGGUAGCGAGUUACUGCAAAAACACCAAGAUUGGGCAUUGUGGUUUGCCAUCCCAUAUCAUAAGAAUCCUCAGGCGGAUCCUGAAUUUCGUUUCUACUUUUCUAAGGAGUGGAUCGAUGCCUUACAACUAUCUGUCAGGAAUUUUCUUAGCAAGAUGCUUCACAUUAGUCAUAUCCUUGAGCAUUGAUUUUUAUUGUCUUCAUUGUGCUUUAUAUUUAGUACCUCUUAUUGUCAACAACAAUGCUAUCAGCUAUGCUAAUUUGAGCAUUAGUUCUUUAAAGAGAGUCUGCCCUUUCCCUGGUGACCCGUUGUCAGUUUACUCAUAUUCCAGAGCAGCUCCAUUGUAAUCUUGGAGUCUGGCCUCCAAUCAUGAGAUUAGUAGAUUACUGACAACUAGUUAUGAAAACCUGAAUGCUCUCAACUUUACUUUUUACCAGCUACCUCAGUUUUUGUCUUUGAAUUUGUCCUUAGUCAAGUUACGCAUCCCUGCAUUACUGAAGAUCAGUUCUGAACAUAACGCUGUGAAUCGUCUCAAGGGAGACAUUAAGCAACUUAAUCUCAAAGUUUCACAACUUCAGGCCUUGUUAGAGGAGAAAGAGGUUCAGCUACGUCAAGCAAGGAGCUCAUCAAACAUAAAAGAAGGUAGUCAUGAGCAAACUGUGUCUUCACCUAGAUUAUCUGAUGAUUGUAACCCUACAACUUCUGAUGUUGGGAAGAGAGAAUCCUCUCAUUACAUUGAUGAUCAAGGAGCUACCUGUUCUCAAAAGUCUUGUGUGAGCAAGAGUGAGAGGAGGGAUUUGUUAACAAAUGUUCAAGACUCUGGCAGUCAAAUGCAGAGAGAGGAAGAAUUCCCAGAAGUGAGAGUAGACUUUCAGGAGACAUUCCUUGGCCACACAAGUCCGAUCACACAGUGCCGCUUUUCUGCAUCUGGGGACAACAUUGCCAGCGCUUCUGUGGAUGGGACUGUUAGGAUAUGGACAUAUGAAUCAUCGGCGUCAACAUCAAGAAAUGCCACUAUCUAUUGUGGGGCAGAAAUCAUGGCACUUGAAUGGGAUUCCAAAUCUGAUCGUCUGCUCCUCAUAGGUACAGCUGAUGGAGGCAUAAAAGCAUGGAAUGCUGAUGCAAAGCGUGUUGUCUGUGAUCUUAAAGGCACUACAGAAUUCACAAGUGUGCUGGACCUAAAAUGUAGUCCCGUGGAGCCCAUUUUUGUGUCUGCGGCAGCAUCUACAAGGCCUGGUUCUGUGUAUUUCGGCAAAUUAGGGCAUGCUUCGUUAACAGUUUGGAACAUGAGGACAUGGAAAUCCAUGACAGUCCUUCCUCUCGGUGAAGAUCCACCUGCCAUUACUUCGUUAUGUUUUAAUCACAAUGGAAAGCUCUUAGCAGCAGCAGCCACAGAUGGAAUGAUUCAUAUGUUUGAUAUGUCUGCUGGUCUGCAAAUCACUGGGUGGCCAGCACAUGAUUCUGCAAUUAGUUCUGUUUUAUUUGGGUCUGAUGAGACAAGCAUCUUCACUCUGGGUGAAGAUGGAAAGAUGUUCGAGUGGAGUUUGCAGAACCAAGGUAGAGUACUCUGGUCGAGAAAUUGCAACAGGUUCUGCAACCUUCAAAGUGAUAUGAUGUAUAAGCAAGAAAUGGCCUUAGAUGGCAAUGGGAAUCAACUCCUGAUCUCAUCAAAUUCACUAAGAGCACCUAUUUAUCAGGUUGGACGCGGCAUGGGUGGUGGGAUGAGAACUCUACCUCACAGUGCAUCUAUAACAACUGUGGAUUGGCAUCCAACGCUGCCUGUUUUUUUGACUGGAUCGGCAGAUCAAUCUGUUCGGGUCACCUCAAUAUUGUGAUCGGUUCUUUUUUUUCCCUUCCCCCACACCUUAUUCUUGAGGAUACACUACAGAGAAUUUGCAUGAAGGGCAUGGGAGUGAAACACAGUUACUUUUGCUCUUUCAAUUUACUAUAUGUCCCUUGUUUCUCUCUGCUUUGUUUUAUUUGUUUCGUUUUUGCACUUAACCUAUAUAACCAUAUUGGGGUUAUAUAGGUUUUCUUAAACACUAAGGUUUUCUUAAACAUAGUGUUUCAUUCGUACAUAUAAAAAAAUUCAUGGAAUUUUG